Chenopodium quinoa (quinoa) is the source of this 1188-nucleotide messenger RNA. RefSeq lists its product as uncharacterized. NCBI's taxonomy places the organism in Eukaryota, Viridiplantae, Streptophyta, Magnoliopsida, Caryophyllales, Amaranthaceae. The record is from RefSeq and is a predicted model, not a curated record. The coding region runs from base 39 to 992 and encodes 317 amino acids. Gene Ontology annotation, molecular function: rRNA (uridine-N3-)-methyltransferase activity. The transcript is spliced from 3 exons. Gene Ontology annotation, cellular component: cytoplasm. Gene Ontology annotation, biological process: rRNA base methylation.
UUGAUUUUAGUCAUACAGUAUUAUAGCUAGUCCAAAAAAUGGGUCAAAUAUCUUCCAACUUAUGGAGUUGGAUUUGCCCAAAAUCAAGAAAUGAAACACAAAGAAAAGAUCUUCUGUCCAAUAAUCACCAAACUUAUUAUGUUGAUCAGAAUAAUCAGCUAGAAAGCCACUACUACAUCAACAUAUCCGAUCAUUUUCAGCCGGUUUCCGAAUCAAGAGCUGGUAUUCCAUGGAAUAAUGAUGAUGACGACUACAACUUAGAUUCAUCACCAGCACCCCACGUUGUGUUCGAUUUGAUCAGUGAAAGUAACGAAGAAUCUGUCGUAGAUUAUGUUUAUGAUCAAGUUAUAGCGGAAAUUGUACAGAAAGUGUUGAGUAAAAUAGGUGUUGGUAAAAUAGGGCCGUACACUAGUGAUCAAUGGGUGUUACUUGUUGGUGAAGGCGACUUCUCUUUCUCGGCGAGUUUGGCUGUUGCUUUUGGUACAUCGGCUUCUAAUAUUAUUGCAACUUCUCUCAACCAUGAAGACUUUUUAACCAAAAACUACCGCAAGUUCCCCAACAAUAAGGCGGAGUUGGAGACUAGAGGUAGUGUGGUCCUUCAUGGUGUCGAUGCCACGAAAAUGGUGAAUCAUCCCUUCGUCGGUAGCAUGAUGUUCGAUCGUGUGAUUUUCAAUUUUCCUCAUGCUGGGAAAUUUGGUAAAGGUGAUUAUGAAUUACGCAUGCAUCAAAAGCUGAUAAGUGGUUUCUUACAAAACGCGAAGAAGAUGAUCGGAGAAGAUGGUGAAAUACACAUCACUUCGAAAUCUAGUAGAUUUUAUCGUCGAUGGGAUAUACCAAAACUAGGAAGUGAUCAAGGGUUAUAUCUAAUUCAAGCAGUCAAGUUUAAACGUCUCGAGUAUCCUGGAUAUAAGACCAAGUAUGGGUUUAGAGGAGAUGGGAACUUCCAUUGCAAUCCUAGUAAAACCUACAAAUUUGGAUUGUCCUCUAAAUAAAAGGUGGAUCCAAGUUGAAAUUGCUUGUUGAUGUUGUUAUUAUUGUUUUUGCUUGCCUAACUUAUUGCAAAUCUAACAUUGAUCUUAAAUUAAGCUUGUGUUGAAUGUAUAUUAUGGUCUAUUUGGAUUAAAAACUUUUACAGUGGCUACAGAUUUAGUGUACAUGUAGCCAUUGUAAAAGUACGUUAUCUGUUUA